CACAAAAGUUUUCAGAAAACGCUGCCACCACCUCAUCACCUACAUACAAUAUUAAAAUUCAAUUGCAAUAAUAUUUUUGAAGUGCAAUUCAAUUUUUAAAAAAUAAGUACUUUUAACAAUUAUGGGAGAUACUAUAGACCAAAACAAUAAUCCUGAAGAAUUGGUGAACUCCAUUCAAGUUGAUUUAAAUCAGAAUCAUGUCGAAAACAUUAAAUUUGAGGAAAGUGGAGCAGUUGGUGGUGCAGAUGUGAACACUAAUAAGCAACAAGAACUUCUUGAUAUGGUUUUUUCAUUGGAAAGCGAAAAACAAUCCAUAAUCGAGGAGUCCCGCCGAAGGAUAACCCAAUUACGAAAGGAUCUUGAAGAAUCUUUAAUGGAGAACGAAAAACAAAAGAAAAAAAUCAGUCAAUUGGAGCAAACUCUUGUUCAAUCGGCUGCUUUGGGUGGCAUUGAAGGACCCAAAUCGAAACAAGACCAAGAGGAACUUUUACUUCGGGCAAAAACACUGCUAUUUGAAAAGACAAAAGUUUGCAAGCAACAGGAACAACAAAUAGCCACCCUCAAGACACACGUCGAUUCGAUGAAGGAUGUUGUUGCCGUCACCAAGGAUAUGUUGAAUCUUAAAACUGCCGAAGCCGAUCAUACACAGUCUCGAUUAGACACUGCUAUGUUAAGAAUAAAGGCCGAACGGGACAAGUGUGCCAUUUUCGAGAAGAAACUUGCCAUCUCACAGGCUGUCUAUGAGAAACUACGAUCGGAAUACGAUGUCCAGUCUAAUAUUUUCAAGGGAUUGAAAGAAGCCUACGAACAGAAAGUCGUCGUUCUUUCAAAUGCAUUGGAGCGCGCGAAGCAAGAUUAGAGAUCUCUUAGAUUGAUUUUAUUUCCACAUAAAUAUCUAUUUCGUUUAAAUAAAAAGAUGUAGAAAUUUAUUUUUUAAUUUGUACAAAAAAGUAAGUGUUCUUAA
Eupeodes corollae is the source of this 964-nucleotide messenger RNA. RefSeq lists its product as uncharacterized. The record is from RefSeq and is a predicted model, not a curated record. NCBI's taxonomy places the organism in Eukaryota, Metazoa, Arthropoda, Insecta, Diptera, Syrphidae. The coding region runs from base 122 to 859 and encodes 245 amino acids. The transcript is spliced from 3 exons.